Molecule: messenger RNA, 4473 nt
Organism: Dichotomopilus funicola
Lineage: Eukaryota; Fungi; Ascomycota; Sordariomycetes; Sordariales; Chaetomiaceae
Product: putative mRNA splicing factor
Exons: 5
Coding region: 1-4473 (1490 amino acids)
Cellular component (GO): intracellular anatomical structure; catalytic step 2 spliceosome
Molecular function (GO): ATP binding; helicase activity; RNA binding
Source: RefSeq, a predicted model, not a curated record
AUGUCGAAGCGAUACGCAUUCGUUCCAAUGGACGAUGAGCCGGCGCCGGCGCCAUCAUCCAAGGACGACCGACGAGACCGACGAAGAGACGACCGAGACAGAGACCGAGACAGAGACAGAGACAGGCGGGAUCGAAAACGCGAUCGAUCCCACAACCGUUCCCGGUCACCACGCCGACACAAAAGCAGACGACAUGACGGCGACGCAUCCCCACGACAAGACCGACGCUCCCGAUCACCACCACCACCACGACGCGCACCCGACAGCUCCAAGCGCAGCACCCGCACCCACGAUGCCACCGCCGACGACACGGCCAACAAAAUGUCCGACCUACGCCUCAAGUCCCGCCAGCAAUACCUCGCCAAGCGCGAGACCGAGCGGCUGGCCCUCCUCCGCAAACAAGUCGCCGAGGAAACGGCUGAAUUGCGCUCGGGCGUGCGCCUGUCAGAGCGCGAAAAGGCCGAGUUCGCCAAGAACCGCGAGAUCCUGCGCUUGGCUGAGGAGCGCGCGCAUAUCGACGAUUACCAGGACGGGUACCGGCUGCCGGAUCAAUACGGCGGUGGGGCGGAUGGGAAGAGUAAGGAGGAUGCGCUGUAUAAGCGGCAUGUGGAGCGGGAUAUGUACGGGAAUGAGAAGCAUGUUACCGAGUAUGAGGAGUGGGAGCGGGAACAGACGGUGAAAGCCAAGGCGCAGAUACAGAGCCGCGAGCGGGACCAGGAGGAGGGGGAGUAUGAUUUUUUGUUGGAUGAAGAUGCUAUUACGUUCGUGCGGGAUGCGGCCAAGUAUGCGCAGCCUAGUGAUGGGCUAUCGCAGGAGCAGAGGAUUUUGAAGGACAAGAUUGAUGCGGCGGAGAAGGCGCAGAAGACGAUACAGGAGGUCCGGAAGAGUCUACCGGUGUAUGCCUACCGGGAUGCGUUCCUGGACGCGAUGAAGGAGUAUCAGGUGAUGAUCCUGGUGGGUGAGACGGGGUCCGGCAAAACAACACAGAUCCCGCAGUACCUGCACGAGGCCGGCUUCACCAACGACGGCAUGAAGAUCGCCUGCACACAGCCGCGUCGAGUAGCCGCCAUGAGCGUGGCCGCGCGUGUGGCGGAUGAGAUGGGCGUGCGCGUCGGCCACGAGGUCGGCUACUCGAUCCGGUUCGAGGACUGCACCAGCGACAAGACCAUUCUCAAGUACAUGACAGAUGGCAUGCUGCUGCGCGAGAUGGUGACCUCGCCCACCCUCGAGGGCUACUCGGCCAUCAUGAUUGACGAGGCCCACGAGCGGACGGUGCACACGGAUAUCUUGUUGGCGCUCAUCAAGGACCUGACGCGCGCGCGGCCGGAACUCAAGCUCGUCAUCUCGUCCGCCACGCUGAACGCGGAGAAAUUCAGCGCCUACUUUGACGACGCGCCCAUCUUCAACGUGCCCGGCCGCGUGCACCCGGUCGAUACCUACUACACGUCGGCGCCCGAAAGCAACUACCUCGAAGCGAGCCUGGUCACGGUGUUCCAGAUCCACGCGACGCAGCCCGAGGGCGGGAUCCUCGUGUUCUUAACAGGCCAAGAGGAAAUUGACAAGGCCUGCGAGCGCGUCGAAGAGAUCAAGCGCAAGCUGGGCAGCCGCGUGCCCGAGAUCAUCGCGCUCCCCAUCUACGCCAACAUGCCCUCCGAACUCCAAGCCAAGAUCUUCGAGCCGACACCCCCCAACGCCCGCAAGGUCGUCUUCUCGACCAACAUCGCCGAGACAUCCCUAACCAUCGACGGUAUCGUCUACGUCAUCGACUGCGGCUACGUCAAAGAAAACACCUUCAGCCCCGUCGGCACCACAGGCCAAUCCACCCUCGCCGUAGUCCCAUGCUCCCGCGCAGCCGCCAACCAACGUAUGGGCCGCGCCGGCCGUGUCCGACCUGGUAAAUGCUUCCGGCUCUACACCAAAUUCGCCUACCUCUCCGAAAUGGACGAGUCCCCCACCCCCGAAAUCCAACGCACCUCCCUCUCCGCCGUCGUCCUCCAGCUCAAAGCCCUGGGCAUCGACGACCUCCUCGGCUUCGACUUCCUCGACCCCCCGCCCACCGAACUCCUCAUCAAAUCCCUCAACAUGCUCUACGCCCUGGGCGCCCUCAACUCCUCCGGCGCACUCACCCGCGUCGGGCGCCAAAUGGGCGAGUUUCCCGCCGAGCCCAUGCUCGCCAAAGCCCUCAUCGCCGCGACGCAGGAAGGCUGUGUCGAGGAAGUGUUGACGGUGGUAUCCAUGCUGGGAGAGGUCGCGACUUUAUUCUUCCGCCCCAAGGACAAGAAAGUCCACGCUGACAGCGCCCGCGCCCGGUUCACUGUCAAAGACGGCGGCGACCAUAUCACGCUGCUGAAUGUCUACAACCAGUGGGUCGAGGCGGACUACUCCCCGAUCUGGGCCAAAGAAAACUUCCUCACCCAACGCUCCCUCACCCGCGCCCGUGACGUACGUGAUCAACUAGCCAAACUCUGCGAUCGCGUACUAGUCGACGGCGUAGUCGCCAACGGCAACCCCGACGGCGGGGGGGGUGUAACCCUCUCCUCCUGCGGCGGCAUCGCCAACAUGCAACCCAUCCUGCGCGCUAUAACAUCCGCCUUCUUCCUCAACGCAGCGCGUCUCAACCGCGGCGGGGACGGGUACCGCACGCUGAAGAACAACAUGACGGUGUAUGUGCAUCCGAGCAGUGUGGUGAAAUCGAUGGACCCCCCGCCGAAGGUGAUUAUUUACCAUGAGUUGGUGGUCACGUCGCGGGAGUAUGUACGGUCGGUGAUACCGGUUGAGGCGAGGUGGUUGACGGAGUUUGGGGGGCAUUAUUAUGAGAGGAAGGAUGUGGAGGUUUUGGAGGGGAAGAAAUUGCCUAAGGAGAGGAAUUGGGGUCUUCUGGUCGUCUUUCACAACGAGACGUCACAAAUUCCCCAGACACCGCACAACAUGGCGGCACCACCUCCACAACCGCCCGCCCGCUCGGGCAUGUCGCUGUACGCCAACCUGCUCGACGCCGACGGCUCGGCUUCCAUCUCGCGCGACCCGGUGCGUUUCAAGGACGACAAGAGCGAUGUGCCGGCUAGGAAGGCCAUUGAUCCGGCCCUUCGCUUCCAGCCCAUCCGCCGUCCCCAGCUCACCAAACCUUCCGCCAAACCAAAACCCGCCUUCCCCAAGCCCCCCUCUGCCGCUUCCAUCCCAUCCACAGGAACAGGCACAACAACAUCAAUCCCACCAGCAGCACCACCACCCACAGACGACCCCCCACCAGCACCCAUCCCCCAACCCCGCGCCACCCUCGCGGACUGGGCCGCCGACGACGACAACGACUACGCAGCCGCAACAGCCGCCAACGCCGCAGAGAAACGCCAGCGCGGCGGUCGACGGAACAAGAACAAGAAGAACCGUAAGAGUGAAGGGGGUUAUGCGCGUGAGACAGACUGGGAUGAGUUGUAUGACCCUGCAAGACCGACGAAUGUGGAGGAGUAUUUGAGGAGUGAAGAACGGGUCAGGGAGGUGAGGGAGUGGAGGGGGGUGUUGUAUGCGAGACGGUGGAGGGAGGAGGAUGAUGAGGGUGAGAGGGAAGGGGGGGUUCGUGGGAGGAGUGGGAACCAGUUCGCGCCUCCAGCAUCCUUCAACUUUGCACCACCGCCCAUGUCUCCACCCCGUGCUGCGGCUGCCGCUGUCCCAGACGACGCAACCGGCGACGACGCCUAUGCCAGACGACUCGCGCUAUCAGGCAUGGCACAACCACCCCCACCACCACCCACCGACGGAGACACCUCCACCAUCUCCCGUGCCCCCAUCCGCUACACCCAACCCCUCCACCUCGGCCCCGACAACGACAACGACAACGACGCAAUGGACAUCGACGUGAACACCACCAGCAACCCCACCCCCGAAACUGCCGAAGGUCCCUCUUCCCGCCCAGGCCAACAAGGUUUCGCCCAGCGCCUCAUGGCCAAGUACGGCUGGACCAAAGGCUCCGGCCUCGGCGCUUCCUCGACAGGUAUCACCACCGCGCUACGUGUGCAAGUCGAGAAGCGCAAGCGUCGCCCCGACGCAGAAGGCGGCGGGUUUGUGUCGGGGGGUGGUGCUAGGGGGCGGGUUAUCGCGCCGAAGAGCAAAUCCCAAGCUCAUUCUCAGUCUAACGCUGCUGCUUCUGAGAGUGGCUCGAGUGGGAAUGGCAAAUUCGGUCCCACGUCUGUGGUCAUCGUGCUGGACCACAUGCUGGACAACAUGCCAGAUCUGGAGGCGGAAGUCGAGGAUGCCGGGCUGGGUCAGGAGAUUGGAGAGGAGUGUGGCGAGCGGUAUGGGAGGGUGGAGAGGUUGGUGGUGGAUAUUGAAGGGCGGAGGGUGCUGAUUCGGUUUGUGGAGGCUGUUUCGGCUUUGAGGGCCGUCAACGCGCUUGAGGGUAGAGUCUUCAACGGCAACACUAUUGUUGCGCGGUUCUAUGACGAGGAGAAGUUUGAAGAGGGGAUUUACGAUGGGUAA